Messenger RNA from Penicillium cosmopolitanum, 648 nucleotides. RefSeq names its product FAD-dependent oxidoreductase. Lineage: Eukaryota; Fungi; Ascomycota; Eurotiomycetes; Eurotiales; Aspergillaceae. The transcript has 2 exons. Bases 1 to 648 code for a protein of 215 amino acids. The record is from RefSeq and is a predicted model, not a curated record. Gene Ontology annotation, molecular function: FAD binding.
AUGGACUCAUCCGGUAAAAGCUCAAAUCGAUUCAAGGACCUCAUCGCCGGCGGGAGCCUCGUGGGACUCGGCCCAGGAUAUAUCAUUAAGGAUCUCUGGGAUGCUCGAGUCAAAGCUACAAUGGUGCCCCUGGAAGAAGGCGUGGUCAAACACUGGAGCCACAAUCGAGUGGUUCUAAUGGGGGAUGCAGUGCACAAGGCCACAGUAAAUCCUGGACUGGGCGGCAAUUUGGCAUAUGAAGGUAUUGCUCGUUUGACAAAUGGUCUGGUACCCUUGCUGAAAGAAUACCCAAUUCCAUCUCUCGAACAAUUGAACGAAAUUUUUGACAGCUAUGUGGCUGGUCAGAAAGCUAGAGCGGAGACUGUCGUCGAUCUCUCUGGUCAGAUCACUCGCUACGAAGCGCAGGAUACUUGGGUUCUCAAGUUCGCAGCAAAGAGUAUCGUGCCCUGGGUCAGCGAUAAGCUCAAAGCUCAACUGUAUGCUAGUUUCUCUCGGGGCGGUCCCUGGUUGGAGUAUCUCCCAUUGCCUAUCAUGGAAUGCAACUUGGCGAACGUCACCAAGGCAGCUCCUAGAGGUAUAACUUCGCUGAUGAUUGCUGGGGUGGCCCUAGUGGGAGCAGCAGCUCUACUUUGGAAGAUAUCAAAAUGA